CUUACAGAAAUAUUCUUAACGAUUGUAUUUGGUGUUGGAAUUUUGUUAGCACGCAAAUUUGUUGUUGUAAAGAAGAAUGGACCUUUCAAUUAUAGUGCUCAGCAAGUUGACAAUGUGCCUUCAUUCAUCGGUGCUCCCACUGCUACUCCUUAUCCUUGGGAAUUGGCUUAUGUACCUUCCAAAAGUACUGCAGUACAGAAUAUUGUUGAAAAUGUGAAAGACAAUUUAAACUCCAACAUGAAAGUUUUUGGAUUUUCUUCGGAAAGAGAAUUUGAAGAUUAUGUUAAACAAAAUAAUAAAACUAAAAAAGUUUUGGCUGGUAUUGUUUUUGACCAUGACUUCCAGAAUAGCAAUGAUCCCCUGCCACUUAAGGUGAAAUACCACCUGCGUUUUAGUAGUUUUAAGAAAAACAGCAGAAAGUUUGCGACUCGGUUGGAAGAGGAAUCCUGGUUAACAAAUUUUCUCUUUCCGUCCAUGCCUUCUAUGGGACCCAGAAACCAACAUGAUGCACUUGGGGGGAAUCCGGGGUACAUCAGUGAAGGGUUCCUGGCUGUGCAGCAUGCCCUGGAUAAGGCCAUCAUGCGGCAUCGUAACAACACAGCUACAGAAACACUGUUUAAUGGAGUCAAGAUUUUUGUUCAGAGAUUUCCAUAUCCAUCUUAUUAUCAUGAUGUCUUCUUUUUAUUUGCUAUUGUUUUCAUCCCUUUAAUAAUUGUAUGUAUCUUCUCUAUGAAUCAUCUUACCAUAAUUCAGUCUAUUGUGUGGGAAAAAGAAAAUCGAUUGAAGGAAUACCAGCUCAUGAUAGGACUCAGUAAUUGGAUGCUCUGGACUGCCUAUUUCUUCACAUUCAUCCUCUUGUAUUUUAUUAUCAUCAUUAUUAUAUGCAUAAUUUUAUAUAUCAAGGCAAGUAUUCAAUCUGUAUCAGUCCUUGAAUACAGUGACCCAAUUAUUGUCUUCAUCUUUUUGCUAUUUUAUGCCAUGCCUUCAAUAUGCUUCAGCUUUAUGGUUAGCACAUUCUUCAGUAAUGCCUAUUUUGCUAUUACUUUGGGAGGUUUCUGUUUUUUUAUCACCUAUCUUCCGGCUGCUAACCUGUCUGUCAACUAUGGACAGAUGACAUUCAACCAGAAGUUAGUUUCUUGUCUCAGCUCAAAUUAUGCAAUGGCACUGGGAUUUAAAUUUAUAUUUGAUGCAGAAGUGAAGAAAACUGGAAUUAAAUGGAAUAACAUCUUCUCACCAAACAAACAGGACAACUUUUUAUUUGCCUAUAUCCUGGGAAUGUUACUACUUGAUGCUUUAUUGUAUUUCAUUGUGACUUGGUAUGUAGAAGCUGUAUAUCCAGGAAAGUAUGGUGUGCCCAAGCCAUGGAACUUUUUCUUGCAGCCCUCUUACUGGUUUGGAGAACCACCUGUGAAAAAAUCUGAAACACACCAGUUUCAAGAAAAAAUUCAAAACAAGUAUUUUGAAGCUGAACCUACUGAUUUGGUAACAGGUAUCGCAAUCAAACACUUGCACAAGGUAUUCCAAGAUAAGGGCACUACUAAAGUAGCUAUAAAGGAAUUGUCUCUGAAUUUAUAUGAGGGACAGAUCACUGUUCUUCUAGGACACAAUGGGGCAGGAAAAUCCACUACCAUGUCCAUUCUAUCAGGUCUCUAUCCGCCUACUAGUGGAGAGGCCUAUGUUUAUGGGUAUGAUAUCUCAACCCAGAUGGUUCAGAUCAGAAAAUCACUGGGGUUGUGUCCCCAGCAGGAUUUGUUGUUUAAUUACUUGACAGUAUUAGAACACCUUCAAUUCUACAGUGCGAUAAAAGGAAUACCUCAAAAGAAGUGUCUUAAGGAAAUUGACCACAUGCUGUCUGCUUUUAACCUGCUAGAAAAACGUGAUGCAUUUUCAAAGUCACUGAGUGGAGGAAUGAAGCGCAAACUCUCCAUCAUUAUAGCACUUUUAGGAGACUCUAAGGUGGUGAUACUUGAUGAGCCCACAUCUGGUAUGGACCCAGCCUCAAGGAGGGCCACCUGGGACCUCCUUCAGAACUAUAAACAGAAUCGUACCAUGUUACUGACCACCCACUACAUGGAUGAAGCUGAUGUUCUAGGUGACCGCAUUGCCAUCAUGGUCCAAGGAUACUUGCAGUGCUGUGGCUCUUCAAUUUUCCUGAAAAAAUUAUAUGGGGUAGGAUACCACAUAGUCAUGGUGAAGGAACCUCAUUGUAAUGUUGAAGAAGUCACAAAAUUGAUUCAUUAUUAUGCACCAGCAGCCACAAUGGAGAGCAAUGUUGGAACUGAAUUGUCAUUUACUCUACCCAAAGAAUAUGCACACAGGUUUGAAACUCUGUUUACUGCCCUGGAAAAGAGACAGGAAAAGCUGGGUAUUGCUAGCUUUGGUGCUUCUAUCACUACUAUGGAAGAAGUCUUCCUCAGGGUCAGUCAUAUGGAAAAUGUACCAGAAGAUAUCCUAGCCAUGCAGCCUCCCUCGCAGAUGAGCCAACCCACAAUGAACCAGAAUAGGAAUGCAUCAAAUGUCCAGGGAACACAUUCUCCCACACUGAAUGAAAGCUCUAUUAAGUUUAAUACUGGGUGCUCCCUCUACUGCCAACAGUUUCGUGCCAUGUUCUUAAAGAGAAUAAUGUUCAGUUGGCGCAAUUGGAAACUGGUUUUGGUACAGGUACUGGGACUUGCAGCUUCCUUUGCCUUUAUGUUUGAGGUUGCUAAGCCUUCAAAUGCUGAAGAGAAGGCUAGAAAAAUGGAUUUGGGUGAAUAUGGUCAGACCACUGUGCCUUAUUCUAUUUCUGGAAAUUCUGAUUUGACUACAAAUUUCUUAAAACUCCUUGAGAGUAAGCUAGUAUCUGAGAAACAAAAACUUAAGGAAGUGAAAGGUGAUCUACUGAAUUUCUUGAUGGAAAAUAGUGAUAAUCGUUUAUACAUUAUUGCGCUUUCCAUUGAGGUGAAAACAAAUGAGACAGUAUUUACUGCUCUGUUCAACAAUGAAGCAUACCAUUCACCAUCUAUGGCCCUAGCAGUGUUAGACAACGUUCUGUCCAUGUCCGUUUCUGGCAAGGAUGCUUCCUUAACAGUCUCCAAUAAACCUCAGCCACGCCCUAACAGUAAAGAUAAGGAAAGAACUGAAAAUGGAAAUCUGGUGGCCUCCAAUAUACAGCUUGGCGUGGCUAUUCUGAUCAGUGGAUUUUGUCUCCUGACAGUGACUGAGAAAACCUCUAAGGCAAAGCAUAUCCAGUUUUUGAGUGGAACCUCUGUCUUUGUGUACUGGAUUUCUGCUUUACUGUGCGAUUUCAUCAUCUUCUUCAUUUCCUUCUUAUUACUAAUGAUUGUAUUCAGAUACUACAAACUUAAUAUUUACAUCAUGGAGUACCACAUUCUGGAAACAAUGCUAAUCUUCACACUGUUUGGCUGGUCUGCCAUUCCCCUCACGUAUCUGUUGAGCUUCCUGUUUUCUGGAAGUACUUCUGCCUAUGUCAAACUGAUCCUAUUCAACUACUUUUCAGGCACUAUUUGCAUCCUCAUAGACAACUCGAUAGAUAUCAUGCGAAGUUUAUCGGAUGGCACCAAACAGUCUCUACGCAAUUUGUUACUGUUGUUUCCCAAUUACAACCUUGCAAAGUGCCUCAGUGAAUAUACUAAUAUCUACAGUUUGAAGAUACUGUGCAACGCUCUAAAGACUCCCUCUGCCUACCUUAACUGUAGUAAAGAAAAUACUAAGAAGACUAUUUACUCUUUGGAAAAGGGUAUGCUUGGAAAAUAUUUUAUUAUCAUGGGUAUUGCAGGCUUUCUUUUCCUUCUCUUCAUUUUACUUUGGGAGAGUACUUUUUGGAGAAUAAGAACAUUUCUCAAUCAACAAGUUUUCUUUAGAAUCUAUAAGAAAUUCAAGAAGGAGCUAGUGUCUAAGAAACUGUCUGGAAAAUCCGAAGAUGAAGAUGUACAAAAUGAGAGAAUUAACAUACUGGAGCAUCCUGAGAAGUUUCAUAAUUCUGUAGUUCUUAUUAAGGAACUCACAAAGAUAUAUUUUAAGUAUCCAGUCAUUUUAGCUGUGAAAAAUAUCUCCCUUGCAAUACAAAAGAAAGAGUGCUUUGGAUUGCUUGGAUUCAAUGGAGCUGGAAAAACAAGUACCUUCCAAAUUUUGACUGGAGAAGAGAGUGCUACCUCAGGGGAUGUGUUCAUUGAUGGCUUUAGCAUCAACAGAAAUGUCCUACAGGUGAGGUCGAGAAUUGGCUAUUGUCCUCAAUUUGAUGCCUUGCUGGAAUACAUGACUGCUCGAGAAAUACUGAUAAUGUAUGCCAGAGUCUGGGGAGUCUCUGAGUCUCAGAUUCAGCUGUAUGUGAACUCAUAUUUGAACUCAAUGGAACUGGAGCCUCAUGCUAACAAGAUUAUUAGCACCUAUAGUGGAGGAAACAAACGUAGGCUGAGUACUGCUAUUGCUCUAAUGGGAAGGUCCUCAGUCGUCUUCCUGGAUGAGCCAUCAACAGGCAUGGACCCAGUGGCCCGACGCCUGCUCUGGAAUGUGGUGACCAAGACCCGUGACAGUGGAAAAGCUAUUGUUAUCACCUCCCACAGUAUGGAAGAAUGUGAUGCCCUCUGUACCAGGCUAGCCAUCAUGGUGAAGGGGAAGUUCAUGUGCUUGGGCAGCCCUCAGCAUCUCAAGAACAAAUUUGGCAAUAUUUACAUCCUGAAGGUUAAGGGCAAGAGUGAGCAUAUGUUGGAAGCUUUUAAAAAUUUUAUCAAAAUGACAUUUCCAGGUAGUGACUUGAAGCACCAGAAUCAAAAAAUCCUUAACUACUACAUUCCCUGCAAGGACAAUGGCUGGGGAAAGAUGUUUGGCAUUUUGGAGAAAGCUAAAGAGCAAUUCGAUUUAGAAGAUUAUUCCAUCAGUCAGAUAACCCUGGAACAAGUCUUCCUCACUUUUGCUAAUCCAGAAAAUACAGAUGAUGAUUCUCUACAAAAGGUGCCAUGAGUGAUAUUCAGUUGCAGUCAGUGACACUUCUACCUUUCUUACAUUAUACUUGAACAUUUAGAGGAACAUUUCUGUGUUUGUAU
Lepus europaeus (European hare) is the source of this 5045-nucleotide messenger RNA. Its product is annotated as phospholipid-transporting ATPase ABCA3-like. Gene Ontology annotation, cellular component: intracellular membrane-bounded organelle; membrane. Bases 238 to 4962 code for a protein of 1574 amino acids. Gene Ontology annotation, biological process: transmembrane transport; lipid transport. Lineage: Eukaryota; Metazoa; Chordata; Mammalia; Lagomorpha; Leporidae. The transcript has 29 exons. The record is from RefSeq and is a predicted model, not a curated record. Gene Ontology annotation, molecular function: lipid carrier activity; ATP binding; ABC-type transporter activity.